CCAUCUUAUUUUCUUUUGUAGUUUCUUGCAUUUUUUUUUGGAACUGCACAUCGAACCUUGGAACCAUGAGCAACUACAGUGUGUCGUUGGUCGGCCCAGCCCCUUGGGGCUUCCGUCUCCAAGGGGGCAAGGAUUUCAACAUGCCCCUGACAAUCUCUAGUCUGAAAGAUGGUGGCAAGGCAUCACAGGCGCAUGUGAGAAUAGGCGAUGUAGUCCUCAGCAUUGAUGGAAUUAGUGCACAUGGGAUGACUCAUCUUGAAGCCCAGAACAAGAUUAAGGGCUGUACAGGCUCUUUGAAUAUGACUCUGCAAAGAGCAUCCGCUGCAGCCAAACCUGAGCCUGUUGCUGUUCAGAAGGGUGAACCUAAAGAAGUAGUUAAACCUGUGCCCAUUACAUCUCCUGCUGUAUCCAAAGUCACUUCCACAACCAACACGGCCUACAAUAAAGCUCCUCGGCCCUUUGGUUCUGUGUCUUCACCAAAAGUCACAUCCAUCCCAUCACCAUCGUCAGCCUUCACCCCAGCCCAUGCCACCACUUCAUCACAUGCUUCCCCUCCACCUGUGGCUGCUGUCACUCCUCCCCCAUUCUCUGCAUCCGGACUGCAUGUUAAUGCCAAUCUUAGCGCUGACCAGUGUUCAUCUACACUGAACACUGGUAAAUCUGCAGUUAAUGUCCCACGGCAGCCCACAGUCACCAGCGUGUGUUCCGAGCCUGCUCAAGAGCUAGCAGAGGGACAGAGAAGAGGAUCCCAGGGUGACAUUAAACAGCAAAAUGGUAACCCUGGCACUGUGAAAAUUCCACCAAAACGCCCGCCAAGAAAACACAUUGUGGAGCGCAACACGGAGUUUUAUCACAUCCCUACCCACAGUGAUGCCAGCAAGAAGAGGCUGAUUGAGGACACUGAAGACUGGCGCCCGCGGACUGGAACCACCCAGUCUCGUUCCUUCCGGAUCCUUGCCCAGAUCACUGGGACUGAGCAUCUGAAAGAAUCUGAAAAUGAUAAUACAAAGAAGGCAAAUAGCACUCCGGAGCCUUCUCAGCAGUCAGCGGCACCCGGAGCUUCACCUCUGAGCAAGUCUGGGAGCCUAGAGAGCCCAGGUUCAAGCAGGCCGGACGUGGCUGGCCUCAAGACGGCGGCUGCCUUCAAGCCUGUAGGAUCCACCAGCGCUGUCAAGUCACCAAGCUGGCAGCGUUCAAACCAAGCAGCACCUUCUACAGCAAGAAUUACAAACAGUGUGACUUCUUCAAGUACCGGGGUACCUGCGAAUUCAGCUGCAGGGCCGCCCCAGCCAAGUGACCAAGACACACUGGUGCAGCGAGCCGAGCACAUUCCAGCAGGGAAGCGAACUCCCAUGUGUGCCCACUGCAAUCAAGUCAUCAGGGGUCCUUUCCUUGUGGCUCUGGGGAAGUCUUGGCACCCAGAAGAAUUUAACUGUGCUCACUGCAAAAACACGAUGGCCUACAUUGGGUUUGUUGAGGAGAAGGGAGCACUGUAUUGCGAGCUUUGUUACGAGAAGUUCUUUGCUCCUGAAUGUGGCCGGUGCCAGAGGAAGAUCCUCGGGGAAGUCAUCAAUGCUUUGAAACAAACCUGGCACGUGUCCUGUUUUGUGUGUGUGGCCUGCGGAAAACCCAUUCGAAACAAUGUUUUCCACUUGGAAGAUGGAGAGCCAUACUGUGAGACUGAUUAUUAUGCUCUAUUUGGAACCAUAUGCCGUGGAUGUGAAUUCCCCAUAGAAGCUGGCGACAUGUUCCUUGAAGCUCUGGGCUACACCUGGCAUGAUACUUGCUUUGUAUGCUCGGUGUGUUGUGAAAGUUUGGAAGGUCAGACAUUUUUCUCCAAGAAGGACAAGCCUCUUUGCAAAAAACAUGCCCAUUCUGUGAAUUUUUGAAAAUCAACAGUUCCAGAAAGAGAAGAAAUCUGAAGAAAAGGGGGGAAAUUAAAAUUAUCAUUUAAUUUUUAGUUUUAAUAUUUAUAUGGAGUUCUAAAAUAAUAAUAACUCUGAAUGGAUAAACUCCAACAUUAAAAACCCAGUCUGUGAGAAAAUGUUUGGCUUCAGAAAGUCACAGACAGUUUGGGGUUUAUUAUGACUAGCCUGUAUUUUCUGCCCAUGAAGUAGCCUUUAUAAAAAUCAAUUUCCUGACUACCAAACUCAUCUUGGAAUAAAUUAGCAAAGGAUUACAUUUUAGAAUUAAAAACUCUAGCCUCUAUGCUGAAGUGAUACUUUCUUUCCUUGUAGCUAUGAGAAUCCCCAGAGGGCAAUAUAAGUGCCUUAGACUUUAUUAAUAAGAAUAAUUGUUUUAAUAAACUCAUUUUAUCUUUAAAAUAGUAAGUAGGAGUUUAAAUAAACUUUAUGAGUAGGACCAUGCUAUCUUUUUUUAAAAUUUUUUAAAUUUUUUUUCUUUUUUUUUAGUCUGUGUGCAUGCUUUGGUCUUAUCAUUGGUCCUCUUAGUAAGACAGCCCAAUUGAUCGUAGUUUGUUAUGCAAUAAGAGAUGCUGUAUUCUCCUGUGUUCUUCCUAAGACUGCCAUGUUGCAUGUUGCUUACAGGUCACAGAUGCUGAUCUCUUCAGAUAGGGCAGUUUGUUUGCACUGUGGGUGGCUCAUCACCUGGGCUAGGCUGCAGUGUUUCUCCUCUCUUAUGCUGACGUGAAGAGAGUUCAGUAGUGCUUAGACUAAUAGUUUUCUCUCUCUUUUUAACGAGAAUAGGUAGAAGAUAAAGGAGCUAGAAAUUGGGAAAAUAAAGCAAUUGAGAAGUAAAAAAGAAUCACUUGCUCCUUUCAGAUAAUGAACUGAUUAGUGUUUACAGUUGUGUCACUGACUGAAUGACAAUGUGGAAACUCUUUGCCUGGUAAUUUUUUCAAUUGAGGAUUAGGAUAAGACACAAGUUAUUGUUGUUACUGUUUGUUUGUUUGCUUUUCGGUUUUGUUUUUUGUUUUUUUGUUUGUUUGUUUUGUUUUUGCUUAUUUGGGGUUGUUCUGGAAUUUUGUUUGUUUGUCUGGGAUUUUUUCCUAUCAGUAGGAAGUAAAUUCCCUCUCAUUGUGUGAUCAUGGAGUUAGGCAACUUUUAUUCUCUGCCGUUUGGAAGGACAGGGAACCAUGAUCCAUUGCUCACAUUGUCCUGUCGUGUGUUCUCCUUGAUUGGGCAGAGCAUUGUAGUCAGGAAAGUAGCUAUGAGAAAGCCAUGCAGCGUGGCUCACUGCCCAGUGAGAAAACAAAUUAUGGCAUUUGAUAUUUUUUUUUUCUACAAUGAAUGAAAGCCCCUGAUCCUGCUGAGUUGUGACUAAAUCUGUUGGGAGCAUGGGGCUUUCAAAAUUCAGAUAGAGCACCCAGUUCUUGCUGCCCCAUCUUUAAAGAGCACCUGUGCGUGUGUGUGUGUGUGUGUGUGUGUGUGUGUGUGUGCGCGCGCGCGCGUGGAGGAGACCAUAGGCUACAGUAUUUGUUUAAUCAUCCCCCAGAACUUUCAAGGUAUCUGUCCUGAAAGCUGCUAAUUUAUGGACUAGUAAAUUUAUAUUAUAUGCAGAUAAUAACAAACUGGGGGAUAAAUGAACAGGAAGGGUGACACAUGUAAACCGGAAGUGUCUCCAGUAGCAGCCCAGACGGCCUCCUCACCUGUGCUUGUAGGAGUCAGUGCUGGAACGUUUUGCUCACAUUAGAUCAUUUUGCUGCAGACUCACUGGCUCAGGUGCAUUAGUUCUCAUCUGAAUGUCAGGCUUUGGCUUUAUACUACAAAAGAAUGGUUUUUUUUUUUGUCUUUUAUAUGCUAUGCCAUGAUAAUGCCAUGAUAAUCACAACUCAUUGGCAGUUGCAUAUUCAAAUAAUUUUCUUUGACUUGGAUUUACUAUAAAGUUACCUUUCCUUAAGGUUUUCACUUUUAUUAAACCUUAUUUCUCUGUUACUUGUGAAAUAUAAUACUGCAUUUUAUAAUGCCGUAUUUCUCUAAAUUUAAUCUCUAUAAUGGUAGUGUGGCUUGCUAAUUUGGCGUUGUGUCUUUAUUCUUUGCCUAUCAUGUUGUACGGCAAGUUUUGUUUCAGUUCCUAAAACAGUGGCUCCCGGGAGAUAAGUUCUCACCAUAACCAGAAGAGUCUUCUGCAUUGAGGAUCGGCAUGCUCCAUGUACUAGCAUGGAUCCUUUAGUACCUGGCACAGCACUUUACCCUUCUGGCAGGCUCACUGAGUAUCUCGUAUAAAUCUUCUGUGUCAGUAGCAUUUUUUCAUUAUUACAUUUUCAACAUAGAACACUGAGUUUUUCUCAUGCUAAGUGUUUAUUUUGAAAGUUUGCUCGAUAAGCUCCAGAUGAAAACAGUAGUGCAUAAUUCUUCGUGUCCAUUAUUCGAUUUCUCAUUUUUGAGACUUCGAGGGGCCAAGAUUGAUACUGUUUCUCUAAUUGUUCUGGACGGCUGUUGCCUAUUGAAAUAGGAACCUCUGCUUAUGUUCAUAGCCACUCCGUGUUUCCUGUUAGUAGGGUUACCUUCUCCGUGUAAAACUAAAGCCAAAUUAUUUGGCCACAGUAUUAAAAGUGAUCAUUUAUCUUUCAAAUAUUGAUACAAAACCGUAUUUAAAAUUCUCUACAACAAAAUGUAUUCUUUUCAAGGAACGCUAGAUACUUAAUGUGUAAUUUGCCAUACCCGUCAAUCAUUGUCUUUUGUUCCCUUGCAUUUUUAAGUUUGUAUGUAGUUACUCUUUUGCUUUUGGGUAUGUUUUCUAAUUAAUACAAUCACACUAGAAAUAUAAUCUGUAUAGUGAUACCUUAAUGAGCACGUACUCAAUAAACACCUGCAAUGAUGACA
Myodes glareolus (Bank vole) is the source of this 4784-nucleotide messenger RNA. The record is from RefSeq and is a predicted model, not a curated record. NCBI's taxonomy places the organism in Eukaryota, Metazoa, Chordata, Mammalia, Rodentia, Cricetidae.